Molecule: messenger RNA, 984 nt
Organism: Penicillium macrosclerotiorum
Lineage: Eukaryota; Fungi; Ascomycota; Eurotiomycetes; Eurotiales; Aspergillaceae
Exons: 3
Coding region: 1-984 (327 amino acids)
Source: RefSeq, a predicted model, not a curated record
AUGGGUUUCUUAACCCCCUUUGUGCCUUAUCACACGUCCGCUGGCUCGAGUACCAUUCGAAAAUUUGGCGGCCUCCUUACGGUUGAGUUCCUGGAGCCGCCCCCCGGCCGAAGUUUUAUGAUGCGUCAGACCUACAGACUGGACGUGGAAGGACCCAUCCCACCUACGCUGCGAAAGCUCAUCGAUGGUCCCAUGCGGCCCGAUGGCCCUGCAAUGCACUUUCAUCGGUACCAGAACGAGUUUUUCCACGUCGAGCAUGGUAUCUGUGUGGCUGAGGUGGAUGGCGUGUCGCGCAAUCUAACCCCAGAAGAUGGGGAGGUCUCUCUCCAAGCGAACCGUAUUCAUCGUUUCAGCAUUCAUCCUGAUUCGGGAGAAUAUAUGACAGUGCUGCUGAGUGGCUCAGAUGCGGGGAUUGAUAACCAACUUGAUCGCGUCUUCUUCGAGAACUGGUACGGAUACUGGCAUGACGCACUGCUCUACGAUGGCGGUCUGGAUUUCAUUCAAAAAUUACAAAUGCUCGAUGCAGGUGGGCAUUAUACUCCCGCGCCGGCGUGGAUGCCCUUCAGGCUUUUCUUUGGCUACUGGACCAGUGUCGUCAUUGGUCGGUGGCUUGGGGGUCUGCUAGGCUACAAGCCAUUUUUCAAAGAAUAUACGACAGAUUGGGAGUUUGCUGUAACAAAAAUGAAAAGUUCGUUCUGGACUCGACGAUUGGUUGACGACUUUUGGGGCGCGAAGGAGCGCUGGAACAGAGAAGCAGAGCUCUCUGCUGGACCUAAGCCGACCAAUGCAGAACUCCAAUAUUUAAUCGAGGAUGUGACAGCGGCAACGAGAGCCGCAAAGGCCAAGGCCGCAGAGAAUGGUUCAUAUGGCAACGGAAUAAAUGGGGUGGUAGAAAACGGUGCGAUAGCUGGAGGAGAAGAGGGGACUGCCAUCGGUGUUUCUUCUGGGUUAGAAUCUGAAAGCGCUCGAGCUCGGAAGCGCUGA